CCCCCAAAAUUCCAUCAAUAAUAUCGUUAUUCACAAUUAACUACAGGUUGUUCUAUCUGAACCUAAUAAUGCAAUUGGCCACCAAAGUUGAUCUCAAAUUAAGCAACGGGAAGUCCAUUCCAGCUUUGGGAUUGGGAACUGUCCCUCCUGAAGAUCCCAGUGAAUUAAAGCAACAAGUUAUAACCGCUAUUAAGGCUGGAUAUCGUCAUAUAGACACCGCUUGGUACUAUGGUACCGAAAAAUAUAUUGGACAAGCUUUGAAGGAAUUGUUUGAUGAAGGUGUUAUUAAGCGUGAAGAUCUUUUUGUCACCACAAAAGUCUGGCCAUCAUUUUGGCACAGUCCAGAGAAGUCAUUGGACAAAUCUUUAGAAGAUUUAGGUUUAGACUAUGUGGAUUUAUUUAUGCAGCAUUGGCCUGUUGCUUUGCAUGGUGAUGAAAAUGGGUUGCCUCCAGCACCUAAGCACGAUGAUGGCAGUUUAUGGUACGAUGAUGAUCCUGUUACUGGGACAAAAUUCAUUGAAACCUAUCACAAAAUGGAAGACAUCAUUGAUAAAACCUCAAAAGUGAAGUCUAUUGGAGUUUCAAACUAUUCAAUCCCCAAACUUAAGCAAUUAUUGCCAAAGGUUAGAAAGUAUGCACCUGUUGUGAAUCAGAUCGAACUCCACCCCCAAUUGCCACAACUAGAGUUGGUUGAUUACUGCAAAAGCAAAGGAAUCGUCGUAGUCGCCUAUUCCCCUGUUGGUAGUAAUGGUGCCCCAGUCUUGAAAGUGCCAUUGAUUCAGGAAUUGGCCAAAAAAUACGAUGUUACCACUAACGAAAUUACUAAUGCGUAUCAUGUUUUGAAUGGCAGAGGUGUACUUCCACGUUCAUCCAAUCUUGAAAGAAUCAAAACUAUCAUCAGAUUACCUCAAUUGUCUGAAGAUGACUUAAAGAAACUUGACCAGGUUGGUUUGCAAAAUCCAAAGAGAUAUAUUUGUGAUUCGUGGGGUUAUGGCUUAGGAUUCAGAUAUUGGGAGGGUGACACCUUGAGCACCGAAUUUGACUAAUGUUAGUUCUAUUGACUUGUAUUUGUAUCUACGUCUAUAAAUCUAUUGAAUAACUGAUUAGUUUCAUU
Molecule: messenger RNA, 1114 nt
Organism: Spathaspora passalidarum NRRL Y-27907
Lineage: Eukaryota; Fungi; Ascomycota; Pichiomycetes; Serinales; Debaryomycetaceae
Gene: ARA1
Product: D-arabinose 1-dehydrogenase (NAD(P)(+))
Exons: 1
Coding region: 69-1046 (325 amino acids)
Cellular component (GO): cytosol
Molecular function (GO): aldose reductase (NADPH) activity
Source: RefSeq, a predicted model, not a curated record